AUGCCAUCUCUCACAUCCAUCUUUAGCAAUAAUAAUAACCAAAAGAAAUGCUGCUGCACUUGUGGAUGCCAUACUCCUGCACCCAUCAAUACCGCCAUUGCACAGGAACAAUCACAGAACAGCAGCAAUAUCAUCCUAUCACCAACGCGCUGGUUUCCUCGUAUUCGUCGUAGAUCAUCUUCGAGUUCAUCAUCUGCUUCAUCCGUCGAAUCACUCACAUCUUAUUUCUCGUCCAAUACCUAUGGCAAUAAAGAUGAAGAAACAUUGUCCAACGUAACAAGACUCUCUGCAGAACUUGACGCAGUUGACCACGAAAUAAAGCAAUUGAAUGAAUUUCAGGACAUGUACAAACUAGCUGUAGAUGAGAUUGCUUAUGCUACUGAAUCUCAAGGGUCUAUCUAUUACAAUGGUGACCUUUUAACAGCUACAGAAGCCGUCAAUGCAUGUCUAGACAAAUUUCGAAAUAUCUUGCUCAGUAUGAAGGAUACCCAUAGAUCUUUUAGAUUUCAACAAGAUUGGACAGAUACCUUAUUUGCAUUAAGAACCAAAUUAGAUGGUCUGCCUCCUGGAGAGUCAGCUUAG
Molecule: messenger RNA, 582 nt
Organism: Mycotypha africana
Lineage: Eukaryota; Fungi; Mucoromycota; Mucoromycetes; Mucorales; Mycotyphaceae
Exons: 2
Coding region: 1-582 (193 amino acids)
Source: RefSeq, a predicted model, not a curated record